AUGGCUAUCCGCCUCUUUUCCAUCAUGGCGUUCUUUGCGAUAGUCGUUCUAGAGCCGAUUAAUAUGAGCUUCCGAGGCAACGAAACCUGGCUCAAUCCAAACAGGCCAGAGCACGACAGACUCGACCAGUACCUAUUUGCUCCAUCACGAGCAUUGUAUGGAAACGGCUUCGACGUGUUCAAAGAUGACGACGAAGACAAGAGCAGCGAGAGACCGUACUUGUGGGCAUACGUCGUCUUUACAUAUUUUUUUGUAGCCAUUACGCUGUAUUCCAUCAACUGGGAGACAUUUCGCAUCAUCGACCUCAGACAAAAGUAUCUGGGCUCGCAGUCGACAGUAACAGAUCGGACAUUCCGUCUGACGGGUAUACCAAUCAAGCACAGGUCUGAAGACAAGCUGAAAGCCCUGAUUGACAAGCUUGACAUCGGCCUCGUGGACUCCGUCACGCUGUGCAGGAACUGGAAGUAUCUCGAUGAGUUGGUUCGGCAUCGAGACUUGGUGCUGCGCAAGCUGGAAGUUUCCUGGGCCAAAUACAUUAGAAUGCGACAUGCGUCAACUCAACAUAGCGAUGCGACCCAGACGCAGGAAUCGGGUGAUGACACAGGCGGCCAAGUCUACGGCGUAAAUGGCGACGAGGACUCUGCCGAGAAUGCCCGGCUCCUUUCCACCCAGCAGGACCAGCCGCAUAUUUUUGGAGGCGACCGACCUCAGGUGUCCAUUCGAUACGGUCCACUGCGCCUGCGAAGCCGCAAGGUUGAUGCCAUCGACUACUACGAGGAGAAGCUGCGCCGACUCGACGAGCAGAUCGUCGAAGCCCGCAGGAAGGAAUACGAGCCCGUGGACAUGGCCCUUGUCACUGUGGAUUCGGUCGCAUCCUGUCAGAUGAUUAUCCAGGCCAGAAUAGAUCCUCGGCCUGGUAGGUUUUUGACCAAGCCAACCCCCUCGCCUUCCGACUUGGUAUGGAAGAACACCUACGCCUUGCGCGGCCUCCGUCGACUCAAGGCAUGGGUCAUUACGCUCUUCAUCACGGUCCUGACCCUCGUCUGGAUAUUUCCCACCGCUUUCCUGGCGUCCUUGUUAAGCAUAUGCACCAUUAACCAGUUCUUGUUCAAAUUCGCCGCGUGGCUGGGCGACCACACAGUCAUCAGGUCAUUCAUCCAAAACAGCGCACCGACAUUGAUUGUCUCGUUGCUCAACGUUUCCGUCCCCUAUCUCUAUGACUGGCUCUCAAACCACCAGGGUAUGGUGUCCCAGGGAGACGUGGAGCUGUCUGUCAUCUCCAAAAACUUCUUCUUCACCUUCUUCAACACCUUCUUUGUGUUUGCGGUUUCGAGAACCGGAUUCGAAUUCUUCAACGUGCUGAGACGUUUUCUCAAGGACACGAGCCUGAUACCCCGGAUCAUUGCGCGCGACGUGGAGGAUCUUUCACUGUUCUACACCUCCUUCAUCAUCCUGCAGGGGAUCGGCCUCAUGCCCUUUCGGAUACUGGAAGUCGGAAGCGUCUUUCUCUUUCCAAUAUCUCGGUGGCUCUCUUCCACGCCCCGGGACUUUGCCGAAUUACAGCAGCCUCCCAAGUUUCAGUAUGGCUUUUACCUACCGACUGCGCUGCUCGUGUUCAACCUGUGCGUCAUCUACAGUGUUUUGCUAAACGGAGAAAUAAUUCUCAUCUUUGGCACAAUUUACUUUGCGCUGGGGUACUUUGCAUUCAAGUACAUGCUGCUGUAUGCCAUGGAUCAACCCCAACAUGCUACCGGCGGCGCGUGGCGUAUAAUCUGCUACCGCAUAGUCAUCGGUCUUCUGGUUUUUGAGACGGUCAUGGUGGGACAAAUUGCCUCCUCCAGGGCCUUUGUGCAGUCCGUUGCAGUCUUGCCGCUUCUCCCAUUUACGGUCUGGUAUAGUUACUACUUUAACCGACGAUUUGAGCCUCUGACAAGAGUGAUUGCGCUACGAGCGAUUCGAGAUGGGGGAGAGGAAAGUGGUCAGGACCAGCAAGCGGUGGAGGAAGAUGAGGCUUCGGACGAUGACGUUCCUCACUUUGAGCGUCAAAUCCUGAGAAGAGGAAGUACUCUGGAUGAGUUCAAAGAGAGAGGGUUGACCUUUGUGAAUCCAAGUCUAGUUACUCCGUUACAACUGCCAUGGAUCUACCGUGAUCCCCCCCCGCCACCGGAUGAUGACGUCACGACGGAGGGUGGUCGUUCGUCCCAGGGCCGUCCUACUUUGAUCCUGCCGAACGCAGACAGUUCGUUGGGUAUUGGAGAAGACAAUGUAUGGAUAGACAACAACGACACACAACGACGGUGA
Molecule: messenger RNA, 2301 nt
Organism: Metarhizium album ARSEF 1941
Lineage: Eukaryota; Fungi; Ascomycota; Sordariomycetes; Hypocreales; Clavicipitaceae
Exons: 2
Coding region: 1-2301 (766 amino acids)
Cellular component (GO): plasma membrane
Molecular function (GO): calcium-activated cation channel activity
Source: RefSeq, a predicted model, not a curated record